UGCAAAUAUAAAAAAUAAAAAGACAACCCCAACCAAUUGCACCACAACCGGAUGGAGGAACCCAGCUGACACACCAAGACGAGUCUCUGUGUCUAGGGAAUCUUGGGGUUCAGCUCCUUUUACUUCAAGAGAGCCUGAACUAAAUUAGUGCAAUUUUUAAAGCAUGGCCUGAAUGAUUCAGUGAUUAUCAAGUCAAACUACAAACGUAAACGGCUGCUACCACUGCCAACUAGGUCAAGGAGACUCUCCAAGGUGCCUAACUGGCGGCUGUCACCACCUGACUUGGUUUUGUUUGGCUACUUUGCUCUCCUGUGCAGUGUUACGAGCCUGCCUAAUGAGGAGAAAUCUGAAGACAUAAAAGCUACAGUCAAGGAACAUGUCAUUUAGCACCUUCACUUUUUGAUCCCUACAGAAGACAAUGAGAAGUCAGAUGGUAACAAUGACGACAACUUCAGUCAGCAGCUGGCCUUGCUCCUCCCAGGGAGUGCACUUUGUAACUAAUCACAGCGUCCAAUGGCCACACAACUUCUCAGGAGCCUCAAAUUUUACUGCCUGUUCCAUGGAUGAAAAAUUACUCUCUAAUGUGUUAACAACAUUCUACUCUGUUAUUUUCAUCGUGGGCCUCAUUGGAAACAUAAUUGCCCUCUAUGUAUUUCUGGGUAUCCACCGCAAAAGGAAUUCCAUUCAGAUUUACCUACUCAAUGUAGCCAUUGCAGACCUCUUACUUAUCUUCUGCCUCCCUUUCCGAAUAAUGUAUCACAUUAACCAAAACAAGUGGACACUAGGUGUGAUUCUUUGCAAGGUUGUGGGAACACUAUUUUAUAUGAACAUGUACAUUAGCAUUAUUUUGCUUGGAUUCAUCAGUUUGGAUCGCUACAUAAAAAUUAAUCGGUCUAUACAACAACGGAAGGCGAUAACAACCAAACAGAGUAUUUAUGUUUGCUGUAUAGUAUGGAUAAUUGCCCUUGCUGGAUUUUUAACUAUGAUUAUUUUAACCCUUAAGAAAGGAGGUCAUAAUUCCACAAUGUGUUUCCAUUAUAGAGAUAAGCAUAAUGCAAAAGGAGAAGCAAUUUUUAACUACAUUCUUGUGGUAAUGUUCUGGCUAAUUUUCCUACUAAUAAUCCUUUCCUAUAUUAAGAUUGGCAAGAAUCUAUUGAGGAUUUCUAAAAGGAGGUCAAAAUUUCCUAAUUCUGGCAAAUAUGCCACUACAGCCCGGAAUUCCUUUAUUGUGCUUAUCAUUUUUACUGUAUGUUUUGUUCCCUAUCAUGGCUUCCGAUUUGUCUAUAUUUCUUCACAGCUAAAUAUGUCGUCUUGCUAUUGGAAGGAAAUCGUUCACAAAACCAAUGAGAUCAUGCUGGUUUUCUCAUCUUUUAAUAGCUGUUUAGAUCCAGUCAUGUAUUUCCUGAUGUCCAGUAACAUUCGCAAAAUAAUGUGCCAACUUCUUUCUAGACGGUUUCAAGGGGAAGCAAGCAGGAGUGAAAGCACUUCAGAAUUUAAACCAGGAUACUCCCUGCAUGAUACAUUCGCUACAGUUAAAAUUCAGUCUACUUCUUAAAGCACUUACGGUAAACAUAUUAAAAAGAAUGAUAAAAUACAGCCUAAUUCCUUGAAGAACAAAAAAUUAUGAAACAAAGCUCUAGCAUUUACAAAGCUUAGAUCCUCCCAAAGUUCUUUGCUUAUUUGUGAUAUUUCAUUUGCUUAAUUACAAAAUAUUUUAAGUGCAAGCUUACACUCACCACUAGAUUUUAAAUCUGUAUAUAAAAUCUUUUAGGCUAACACUGUUAACAUAGAUUAUAAAAUUAAAUGAAAUUUAUGGUUUUAACCACAGAAUAAUUAAAGAAAAUGUUAUAGUUUCUCAAGUCACUAAAGUAGCUAUUCAAAAUUAAGUACCUGAUACUAAUUUAAAGUGUGCUUAAAAGUUAACCGAUUUGAGGACCGACUUAAAAUGUCAGAAAAUAUGUUCAUUGUCAUUUAAAAAGCUUGUAUAAUUUGCCACUGUAUUCAUUUAUGUCUAAACCUCUAUUAACAUAUGAAAUAAUAAAAUUCUAAUAAAAAAUGAAAUCACCCACU
This is a messenger RNA of Orcinus orca (killer whale), 2070 nucleotides long. RefSeq names its product G protein-coupled receptor 34 (gene GPR34). Gene Ontology annotation, biological process: G protein-coupled receptor signaling pathway. The transcript has 4 exons. Lineage: Eukaryota; Metazoa; Chordata; Mammalia; Artiodactyla; Delphinidae. The coding region runs from base 419 to 1555 and encodes 378 amino acids. Gene Ontology annotation, molecular function: G protein-coupled purinergic nucleotide receptor activity. The record is from RefSeq and is a predicted model, not a curated record. Gene Ontology annotation, cellular component: membrane.